This is a messenger RNA of Coregonus sp. 'balchen', 5458 nucleotides long. The record is from the annotation of a GenBank genome assembly. Lineage: Eukaryota; Metazoa; Chordata; Actinopteri; Salmoniformes; Salmonidae.
AUGAGGUCAACACACUGCCACCAUGCCAAGUCCCCUGUGAGAGACCUAGCCCUGGCCCUAGCCCUGGCCCUGGCCCUGGCCCUGGCCCAGUAGAGACUACUUUAUCAGAUUACCAGCUCACUGAAUCAAUCAUGGAUGUCUGAGCUGCUGCAGAGAUUCAAAUGUAGAAUUUCAUCUUGAGUUGUUUUUUUUUGUUUUUUUGGACGUUUGAAAUGGAAAAACCCCAACUGAUUCUCAGUAGCAGGUAAGAUUUUUUUUUUUGUUUGUUUAUUUAUUUCACCUUUAUUUAACCAGGUAAACCAGUUGAGAACAAGUUCUCAUUUACAACUGCGACCUGGCCAAGAUAAAGCAAAGCAGUGCGAUAAAAACAACAACACAGAGUUACAUAUGGGGUAAAACAAAACAAAGUCAAAAAUACAACAGAAAUACAUAUAUAUACAGUGUGUGCAAAUGUAGCAAGUUAUGGAGGUAAGGCAAUAAAUAGGCUAUAGUGCAAAAUAAUUACAAUUAGUAUUAACACUGGAAUGAUAGAUGUGCAAGAGAUGAUGUGCAAAUAGAAAUACUGGGGUACAAAUGAGCAAAAUAAAUAACAAUAUAGGGAUGAGGUAGUUGGGCGGGCUAAUUUCAGAUGGGCUGUGUACAGGUGCAGUGAUCGGUAAGGUGCUCUGACAACUGAUGCUUAAAGUUAGUGAGGGAGAUAAGUGUCUCCAGCUUCAGAGAUUUUUGCAAUUUGUUCCAGUCAUUGGCAGCAGAGAACUGGAAGGAAUGGCGGCCAAAGGAGGUGUUGGCUUUGGGGAUGACCAGUGAGAUAUACCUGCUGGAGCGCAGACUACGGGUGGGUGUUGCUAUGGUGACCAAUGAGCUAAGAUAAGGCGGGGAUUUGCCUAGCAGUGAUUUAUAGAUGGCCUGGAGCCAGUGGGUUUGGCGACGAAUAUGUAGUGAGGACCAGCCAACAAGAGCGUACAGGUCACAGUGGUGGGUAGUAUAUUGGGCUUUGGAGACAAAACGGAUGGCACUGUGAUAGACUACAUCCAAUUUGCUGAGUAGAGUGUUGGAGGCUAUUUUGUAAAUGACAUCGCCGAAGUCAAGGAUCGGUAGGAUAGUCAGUUUUACGAGGGCAUGUUUGGCAGCAUGAGUGAAGGAGGCUUUGUUGCGAAAUAGGAAACAGAUUCUAGAUUUAACUUUGGAUUGGAGAUUCUUAAUGUGAGUCUGGAAGGAGAGUUUACAGUCUAACCAGACACCUAGAUAUUUGUAGUUGUCCACAUACUCUAGGUCAGACCCGUCGAGAGUAGUGAUUCUAGUCGGGUGGGCGGGUGCAAGCAGCGUUCGGUUGAAGAGCAUGCAUUUAGUUUUACUAGUGUUUAAGAGCAGUUGGAGGCUACUGAAGGAGUGUUGUAUGGCAUUGAAGCUCGUUUGGAGGUUUGUUAACACAGUGUCCAAUGAAGGGCCAGAUGUAUACAAAAUGGUGUCGUCUGCGUAGAGGUGGAUCUGAGAGUCACCAGCAGCAAGAGCGACGUCAUUGAUAUACACAGAGAAAAGAGUCAGCCCAAGAAUUGAACCCUGUGGCACCCCCAUAGAGACUGCCAUAGGUCCAGACAACAGGCCCUCCGAUUUGACACAUUGAACUCUAUCUGAGAAGUAGUUGGUGAACCAGGCGAGGCAGUCAUUUGAGAAACCAAGGCUAUUUAGUCUGCCAAUAAGAAUGCGGUGGUUGACAGAGUCGAAAGCCUUGGCCAGGUCAAUGAAAACGGCUGCACAGUACUGUCUAUUAUCGAUCGCGGUUCUAAUAUCGUUUAGGACCUUGAGCGUGGCUGAAGUGCACCCAUGACCAGCUCGGAAACCGGAUUGCAUAGCGGAGAAGGUACGGUGGGAUUCGAAAUGGUCGGUGAAAUGGUCGGUGAUCUGUUUAGGUGGCUACUUCUUUUGUUAUUUUUAAAAUGGCAAGUUACUAUUAUAAAUUCUCCUCUCCCUAUGAACAAAAGAUGUGGUGGAUAUGGCGAUGGUUUGAAAGUGGCACCUACAAUUCUUGAAUUUUUUAUUUUGUAACUUUUCACAGGAGCUGAACAAAGAAAUGAUCCAAUAUAGAUAAACAAAAACCCUGAAGAAGACCACAUUCUUUACCUGUCACCUAUAUAAUUGUAUUGCUCUAUUAGUGGAAAUUCCAACUAGGCUCCUGAUCAUCUCUUCUCCCCUAUGUGAACCAGGUACUGUAUGUGGAAUAUGCUCCAGGCAUACAGCAUUCUGUUGUUUGCAUUGGAGGCUGUAACUACCUGCUUUACAUGUGUAGUCAUUGAGCAUGGGGGAAUUCCUUAUUGUUGAAAGACUAAUGUAAUUUCUGGUUAAGCAGUAAUUAUUUACUCUGGUUCAUUUCCCACAGUUUAGUUUUGUCAUGCUUUAAAAAUAUAUAAUUUUUACUGUUCUCAAAGAUCUCAAAGUGUUGGAUAACACAGAAAAUGGUGUUAGAUAAAACAAAUAAAAACAUGGUAUCUUCUGUUAGAAUGUAGGUACUGUCCAGCCCCUUAUUCCUCCCUUUUUUAUUUUCUUGUGAUGAGUCAUGUUUUGUGUAUAAACUACAGGUAUGUGCAGACAGAGGAGUAUAAAGCCAGCGAACACUCCCACCACCUCAGAACUACUCAACCUACUGUAGGUGUACUAUGUGGCUAUGCAUUACAUUACAGAGGAUACUAAGAGCAAACUGUAUACGAUGGUCAGCAGAAGCCUUGGUAAGGAUGGUCUCUUUAUUGAUAAAUUAUGACAACUGUGUUGUAAUUGUAAUAGGAGAAAAAUUCUACCUGUAGUAUAUUUUAAUAGAUAUAGACCUACCACUUAUAUUAUAACGGUCUUAUGUCAAGUUCAUCUUUAUAUCUACAAACAUUAAAAUAUUUUUCCUUCAAUUAAUCAUACACAUUUACGUCAAGGGGUUCUGGAAGGCACAGAUGACAGCAACGCCAUUAAUUCACAGCACUGACAUCCUGUACAUGGCCAGUUACCCAUGGCUGUGGCAGAUCCUCGAGGAAGACCAAUCUGUAAUUUAUGAUAAACAAUUGAAUGAGAUUUUCUGGCAACCAGCCAUAUAAUCUGUUUUAUUUAUUUGUAUUGUUAUUAUGGCUUGACUAGGAAUUAGAUUUACUACUAACAAGAAAUCUGCUAUGCAGAGGCUUCUCUGGUCCAGGGUGAGAGGGGGCUAAAUUAUUAUUAAUAUGAAUGAAAGUUUAGGACAGGUUAAUGGGGAGAUACAAUUUAAUGUAAGACAAAUCAGAUAACUUGUUGAGGGCACUGUAAACAGGUAUGUGAUGUAAACAAGCCUCUUCCUUAACCAGGUCACUCUCCUGUAUUUAUCUAUCAACAUACUGUAACUGCCUUUCUUGCUGGCAGUGUUAACGCAAAACCAAAAGAAUAAUAACACUAAUAUAAUCUCAUAUCCUCUUUUGCAAGUAACAUUCAGUAUUUGUAUUGAUCCCUAAAUGAGAAUUGCUGUCAUUUAAGAUUCUUUGACAACAUACUUUCCUAUACUGAUGCAAUCUACUUUGUUGGCUUGCAUAGAAUCAAUUUCAGUAAAGCAGUAAAGCAGUUUAAUUCUCAGUCACCUUCAUAUAUUCAUUUCUAUGUUGUUUUGAUCGUUUUCAUCUUUAUGUCUGUCAACAACAGCUAUCUUUUUCAUCGCUGACUGAGGUACUGUAGCAUUCCAUUGAUUAACCCUACUUCCCCUUUUUAAAUCUCCUUUAGAGUCUGAGCCAGCACACGUUUGUGGACCCCGCUGCCUGGGCCCCUUGACCUUCCAUAGGGAGGCGGUGGGGGCGUUGGUGAGCCUGAGCCAGGGGGCCAGACGGGCAGACAGGACUGGGGGUACCUUCAGACAUGGCCUGGUGUUCAGCAGCCGCCCGGUACGGGUCCAGGAGAGGGUGCGUCUGCGAGUGGAGCGGUGUGAGCUGAACUGGCAUGGAGCCAUGCGUAUGGGCUUCACCACUGUACCUCCAAUUGCCGGAGCCUUGCCCUCCCUGGCCAUCCCAGACCUCACAGACAUCCCUGGUCACUGGGUCGCUCCUGUGCCUGAGACGUGCUGCCUGGCAAGCUCAGAGCUGGAGUUCUGGGUCUCCUGUGGCGGUACAGUGUAUUUCAGGAAUGCCAACGGCCGACAACACAAACUGCUGGAGGGAGUAGACCUCAGCCGGCCCCUGUGGGCCAUAAUUGAUGUGUAUGGGCAGACCUGCUCUGUGCUCUUACUGGGUAAGUUCAGAAAUCAAUGGAACAUGUAUGAAUGAACAGUGCAGUCUGUCUGUCCUUCUCAUUUUACUCUGUCACACAGAGUGAUUCUUGGUAGUCCUAAACAAAUCUACUUUGAAACAAAAGUAUACACCUCACACACAUGGUUAUGGGCUUAAAAAAAGAAGACACCUGUACCAUGUCAGAUAUAGAGUUGAAAUGUACAAUUUUGAGUUUGCAUCCCAAUAUUAUGCUUUAUAUACAUCACAGAAGACAAAACUGUUUGGCAUAGAAACAUCAGAUUUUCAUCAGGUAAAAAAAAUAAAUCUUUAUUAAUUAUGAAAUUAUGAAAAAUAUUAAUAACAUUCCACCCAUGAGGCAAAGAGGGCGCUUUUGGUCAUUGAAUGCAGGAAAGGGCUACUGAUGUCCAACUGUCAGUGACUAACUACACAUCUGGUUAUCUCUUGUAGGUUCGGAGAAGAAAUACUUUUUGUGGAAUCGAAAAUCCUGUCCUGCUCCUCAACUGCAUUCCUCCUGUUCUGCUCAUCAGAGACAUACCUCGCUCAAUGUAGAAAGCUAUGUGAAUGUGAAGCAAAUUUGUGAUGACAGCCAUGACAGAUGUCUUCUUCCCUGUCCAGCCAAUAAGCAGACAUCAGGUAAGCGUCACAAUGAUACAACAAACUCCUGCUAUCUUGUUUUUAAUUCUUUUUAAUAUAAAAUAUCCUUCAUUUGAAUGUAUUUACUUGAUAUCUCAUCUAGCUAUUCUUAAAAUAAAAACAUUCAAUACUAUUUCUGCUUGGCAAACAAAAAAUGUUCCCAAGGCUAACAUUUUACACACUUGUACUAUUGUGUAGCGAAACAUUUAUAGAAACAUCUAAGCCACACUAGUUCAAGGACAUACUGUGGGUACAGUACAUGUUAGCCUCACAUAGGAGUGACCAACCUUAUGGACACCACACCACUAACCACCCUAACUUCAAAGCCAUGCCGAGCCGGGUCCCACUUGACCUCACAGUUCAUGUAACUGAGCAUAUCUGUCCUGAUUGCAGACAGUGAGAGUGUGGAGGACUGCAUGGUGUGUAUGAGCCAGGAGGCCUGUAUCACCCUGCAGUGUGGCCACCAGUGCCUGUGUCUCCAGUGUGCCACCAGAGUGAUCCAAGAGUUUGGAACCUGCCCUCUGUGUCGCCAGAACAUCAAGAGCUUCCUGCAAACUAAACGCCCCAGGCACAGACCAUCACAUGACAAACUGAUAUGA